Aureobasidium uvarum is the source of this 972-nucleotide messenger RNA. The record is from the annotation of a GenBank genome assembly. Lineage: Eukaryota; Fungi; Ascomycota; Dothideomycetes; Dothideales; Saccotheciaceae.
AUGCGUCUCGCUACCGCCCUCCCGCUCUUGCCUCUUGUGGCCGCUUUACCGACCGCUCCGACCGCGAAGCCUCUCCCUCUCAUCAUCUGGCACGGCCUAGGCGACCGCUACGAUGCCGAUGGAAUUGCAGACGUCGCCGCUCUAGCCAACGAGAUCCACCCAGGCACCGUCGUCUAUCCCAUCCGCCUCGCAGACGAUGGCUCGGCUGACUCCCGCGCCACUUUCUUCGGCAACCUGACCACGCAACUCUCCGACGUAUGCAACACGCUGAGCUCGAACUCCUCCUUUUCUUCCAACAACACAAGAAUCGAUGCUCUGGGAUUCUCUCAAGGCGGUCAGUUCCUGCGCGGUCUGAUUGAGACAUGCCCAGGCAUUAGCGUGAGAAGUCUGGUAACCUUUGGCUCGCAACACAAUGGCAUCUCCAAGUUCCAAAACUGCGGCACCUGGGAUUUAGUGUGCAAGGGAGCUAUAGCUGCCAUCAAGGGCAAUGCAUUCGGUGAAUGGGUCCAGGGCAACAUCAUUCCUGCACAGUAUUACAAGGAGACAAAUGAAACCACUGGAGAGCCCACAAGCAAUUAUCUGAACAAUAGCAAUUUCAUUGCCGACAUCAACAAUGAAAGACACAACAAGACCAAGGAAUACAAGCAACGUCUGUCAUCUUUGGACAAGUUUGCCAUGUACGUCUUUGACGAGGACAAGACUGUGAUCCCCAAGGAAAGCGGCUGGUUUGCUCAAGUCAACAUGACGAGCAUGGAGGUCACUGGCCUCAGGGACAGACAGAUCUACAAAGAAGAUUGGAUUGGCUUGAAGCACUUGGACAGGAAGGGUGCUCUGGAGUUCAGAAACGCUACUGGUGGACACAUGGAUCUGACUGAAAAGGUUCUAACAGAAGCCUUUACAGACUUCUUUGGUCCUGACAGGAAGCCUUGGAAGAUCGCAGAGCAGCUGCAAGUGGUGUUUGAAGAAUUAUAA